Molecule: messenger RNA, 1075 nt
Organism: Salmo salar (Atlantic salmon)
Lineage: Eukaryota; Metazoa; Chordata; Actinopteri; Salmoniformes; Salmonidae
Source: RefSeq, a predicted model, not a curated record
GUGACAGUGACCGUAAACAGACGACGUUUUCCUGGUCUUCGUCUUUUCACCACAGACCCAGGCUACCCGUUUGUUUCAGUUUAAGGCUUUGGCUUUUGAGAAUUUCAUACGAUACGUGUUAACACUGCAGCAUCAAGAUGUCGUACAUGCUACCCCAUCUCCACAACGGCUGGCAGGUCGACCAAGCCAUUCUAUCCGAGGAGGACAGAGUCCUGGUUAUUAGGUUUGGCCACGAUUGGGACCCGACAUGUAUGAAAAUGGACGAGGUGUUGUACAGCGUAGCUGAAAAGGUGAAAAACUUCGCAGUCAUCUAUUUGGUGGACAUCACAGCGGUGCCGGACUUCAACAAGAUGUACGAGUUGUAUGAUCCGUGCACCGUCAUGUUCUUCUUCAGGAACAAGCACAUAAUGAUAGAUCUGGGGACUGGUAACAACAACAAGAUCAACUGGACCAUGGAGGACAAGCAGGAGAUGAUUGACAUUGUUGAGACCGUUUACCGAGGGGCGAGAAAAGGACGAGGUCUGGUCGUAUCUCCUAAGGACUACUCCACAAAAUACAGAUACUGAUUGGUUCUUCCCUUGUGAAGCCCAAUGGGAGCAAAUAUGUCCUUUCAUUAUGAGACUUUCUAGACAGCUGGACAUCAAAAAGGCUCAGAUCGAGGUGGCCUGCUCUAUUUUAUGUUAUAGCCAAGUUAUCUUUUUUCAACAGCAGUUAUAAAAACCAUAAUUUGGUCUCUUUGAUUUAAAUGUUAUGUUAUAUUUUAUAUUGCCAUUUAGUUAUCACUUCACAGCCUGUAUUCUUGGACCCAGAUUGAUUAUUAAGUGGAGGACUAGCUUCUUUCUCAAUAAGGAAUCUCCAUUGAAAGUGUGUUUUUAGUGUAGGACUAGGCUUAAUCUGGGUCUGGAAAAUUGGCCCAUAUGUUUAAUCUGUACGUAUAUGUGACUUGUUUCUCCUGAAAUGCUAUGGGUAGUGCUGUGAUGACAGGAAGAUAGAGGAAAGACUUGGAAUUAUUCAACCCCAUCGUAUUGUUUAUGAACAGUUGAAUAAACAUUUUGUUGUAUUAUAGAAAAAACGA